This is a messenger RNA of Trichobilharzia szidati, 3581 nucleotides long. Lineage: Eukaryota; Metazoa; Platyhelminthes; Trematoda; Strigeidida; Schistosomatidae. The record is from the annotation of a GenBank genome assembly.
AUGGGUUUAUUUUUGCCUCGUCGUUCGCUACUUCAUUUUAUCACAACUCUGAUUUUACUAGAAUGUUUUACCGCACAGAAAGAACCUAGCUGUAGCCGUGCAAAGAACUGUAAUGAGUGCAUGGGAAUACGUCCUGCCUGUUCAUGGUGUACUGCUGAUGAAUAUGAUGAUACUAAAGAAGGACCUGGAUUUCGAUGUGCGCCAACAUCUGUUUUAUUAUCGCGUGGUUGUCCUAAGGAUAGUAUAGAGAAUGUGGAAUCAACGGUUUUGGAUCAUGGGGUUACUCAUGAGCAAGUCAGUUCGACAGAAGACAUACAGCUUACUCCGCGAUCUCAGUCGGUUAAUGUUCGGCCUGGAGGCACCAUGGUUGUGAACUUCACCUUUCAGUCAAUUUCGGAUUAUCCUGUCGAUCUUUAUUUUCUAACUGAUCUCAGUUAUACGAUGAUCGAUGAUCUGGAAACAGUUUCCCGUUUAACAAAUGAUAUUGUAUUAACUAUGCGUAAUGUUACAAAGAAAUUGCAAAUGGGAUUCGGUGCAUUUGUGGACAAACCAGUGUUUCCUUUUGUUGUACCUACUCCUGAAUACCUUCGGAAUCCCUGUUUAAAUGUUGGAACCAAGAAUCUUCACUGUGACCCUCCAUUUUUAUACAAACAUAUUCUGUCUCUAACUGAUAACUUCGAAGAGUUUCGAGAGAAAACCAAAGUUGCACGUCCCUCAGGUAAUUUAGAUAGCCCCGAGGGUGGUAUGGAUGCAUUACUUCAAGUUUCGCGAUGUGCAGAAAUCAUCGGAUGGCGUGCUGGUGCUCGAAAGAUUGUAUUAUUUGCCUCUGAUGGUGGUUUUCAUUUAGCCGGUGAUGGUCGAAUCGCUGGAUUAAUACGUCCUCCUCCAACCACUUGCCAACUUACCUUUCAGGCUGAUCGAUUCAAUUCUUCACUUAAAUACCUCGGCUGGCAUAAUUCUGAUCAAACUGACUAUCCUAGUGUCGGAGAGAUUGCUCAAGUUCUAACUGAAGCUGAUAUCAGUGUAAUCUUUGCUGUGGAUAGUAAAUUACACGGAUUAUAUACUAAAUUAGCAGAAUUCCUACCGAGUGCAGCUGUUGGCAUCCUAAGUGAUAGUUCAACAAAUAUCGUCCGCCUAUUACGUGAUAAUUAUGAUAAAAUUGUUAACAAAGCUGAAUUAAUGGCUACAUAUGAUGCAGAUUAUUUAGAAGUUCAAGUAUUCUCCAAGUGUAAUGGAGAAAGUGAAUUCUCAAAGAAAACUGUAUGUAAUGAUCAUCCAGUUGGUGGACGAAUAAGCUAUCAGAUAUCUGUAAAAGCUAAACGAUGUUUUGAAGGCGUCAAAAAAGUGGUCUUAAAAAUGGUUGCCUUAGAAGAUCAAGCAGUACUUAAUGUUCAAACAGCAUGUUCAUGUCCUAGUUGUGAAAAGCUACCUUUACCGAGUCCUUCAAUUCCAUUCUCUCCAAGAUGUCAGUCACGAGGACAUUUACAUUGUGGAGAAUGUAAAUGUCAAUAUGGAUUUUCGGGCGACUUUUGUGAGUGCUCAGCUGAGGCUAGUGCUGGAGGAGAUGCUGCUAUGCUGGAAAAAUGUACUGAAUACGGUGUAAAAGAGCCUUGCUCAGGUCGUGGUCGUUGUGUAUGCGGAAAGUGUAAGUGUAAUCUGGCUCGAUAUGAAGGCACCUAUUGUGAAUGUGAUCGACAUGGUUGUAAACGUGCUUCAGACGACAAUCAAGUUUGUGGUGGACCACAACGCGGUACUUGUCAAUGUAAUGGUACCUGUGAAUGUAAACCAGGUUAUACAGGUGAUCGAUGCGAUUGUAUGGAAAGUGAGAAACAGUGUAUUGAUCCUAACAAUCCAUCGGGUCCAAAAUGUUCCGGUCGUGGUGUAUGCGAUUGUGGUCAAUGCUUCUGUAACAGUGGUUAUACUGGUCAUUUAUGCAAUGAAAUACAAGGCGGUGAAUCUGCACUGUGCACAGAUCGUGAUGUUGAAAAGUGUGUUCUCUGUUUACGUGAUUCACUAGUGAAAAGUUUUGAAGCAGCUGAAAAGGCUAAAAAUGGUGAAAUUGAAAAGGCGAAUAAUGAAGCAGCGACAUCAUCAGCGGAAGAAGAAGAAGAAGAAGUAUCAUUGAAGCUAAAUCAAGGCCAACCAAACUCUAUGACAUAUGCAUCACCAGAAUAUGCAUUAGCUGCUGCUCGAUGUGAAUCUUCAUGCAAUGGAACAGUGGUGGAUACUAGUCGUGUUAAACUAGUCGAAGUUAGUGAGCAAAAGGACGACUCAAAUCUUUGCAUCAUUUAUACAGAAGAUAAUUGUCGAGUGUUUUUCACCUAUCGGUAUUCUGAUGCAAUCUAUGUAAAUCGUAAAGUUGACUUAAAUAUUAUUCGAAAAAGUGAAUGUACUAAAACAAUCAAUAUUCUCUAUAUAGUCCUUGGAGUUAUUGCAGCUAUUGUACUUGGCGGUCUUAUCCUCUUACUUAUUUAUAAACUUGUUAUCACUAUUGAUGAUCGACGUGAAUUAGCCAAUUUUAAACAACAAGGUGAAAAUAUGCGUUGGGAAAUGGCUGAAAAUCCCAUCUUUGAAUCACCGACAACAAAUGUACUAAAUCCAACAUUUGAAGAGAAUGGAUAUUGAAAUUUGAAUUUCUUUUUCAACAAAAAAACAAGCAGUCAAAUAGUCAAAUUUAUCAGAGAUUACUAGUAAAAAGCAAAAAUUUGUCAUCUUUAUUUCCUUGAGUUCUUGUUAUUAUUAUUAUAUGCAUAUACAGCUAGCUUUUCAAGUUUUACACGUCAUAUAUUAUAUAAAAUGAGCAACUGCUCUCUUUAUAUAAUAUAUAUAUAUAUAUAUAUAUGCACUGUUUGUUUGUAUGUUUGUGGUAAAUUUGCUUACAAAUAGUACUGUAUAAUAUUCGUUUUUUUUCCUUUGAAUGUAUUUUAUCUAUUUCAAAAAUCAUGAUGUAAUAUGCUUUAAUUUCACUUUUAUUGUCAUCUUUAUUUAUCUCCUGGUUUAUCAUUUAUGAACAAAUUUAUACAGCUGUAUUAUCAUCUGGUUAACCGGAAAAAAAACAUGUCUACUUGUGCCUUAAUUCUAUAUUUAAAGGAUUUUUGUUUAUCAUAGAAAGCAAACAGCUAGUGUUGGAGCUUAUUCUCUCAUUGUGAAUUGCAUAUUUAUUGUGUAUACACGCAUAUACACAUAGUUUUGCAUGCAUUUUUGUUUUAUUCUAUUCUGACUUUUUUAAAAUUUAUUCUUGGCGGUUUUAUUUUGUUUCAUUUUCCCGCUUUUUUGUUUGUUUUAUUGCCUAUCUUUUUAAUAUUGAACAAUGAUAAUAAUCAAUAUUAUGGUAAAUGGGUUAAUAUACUUUUUAUUAUUUUUGAAGACUACUUUCAGUGGUUUUUAAAGUGAUUGUGUGUCUGUACGUGUGUGUAUGUGCGCGCGCGCGCUUUUUCUUGUACUUUUUCAGCAUUACUCUUAAAGGAUAGUCGUCAGGUGUAUUCUCUUAUGUUUUUUUUUAACUUACGCUACUCGAAAGAAAACUGCUUUAUCUAAUAAUAUUUAAUAAAAUAUAAUAGGAUAAUAAUUACAUUUACGAA